AUGGCUCAGUUCAGGUUGGGUGAAGCUGUUCUUCGUAGCUGGGGCUGGUGGUUCGGGUCACAUGCUCUGCGGGUAGGCUCUGGAAGUCUUGGCCAAUCAGGUGACGCAUACUGCUGGACCUGUGUCGAAGGUGUUGAUGCCGCCACUGUCUCCUUCACCAUGGGUUACUUCUCUUUGACUAUUCGUCAUUUGGCCAAUGACGUCGCUCGCCGCCCAGAGGCCUCUCGGGCACGCACCAGCGCCAUCACCAAGCUAAAGCACGGCGCACCACCACCAACAGCUGCUUUAAGCGCCAUGCAAGCUGUUUCGACGCACCCACAAUCCAACCAUACUCGCCCUCACUACACCCCUGGUCCUUGA
Molecule: messenger RNA, 360 nt
Organism: Colletotrichum paranaense
Lineage: Eukaryota; Fungi; Ascomycota; Sordariomycetes; Glomerellales; Glomerellaceae
Exons: 3
Coding region: 1-360 (119 amino acids)
Source: RefSeq, a predicted model, not a curated record